This is a messenger RNA of Solanum tuberosum (potato), 3802 nucleotides long. Its product is annotated as probable LRR receptor-like serine/threonine-protein kinase At3g47570. The transcript has 3 exons. Gene Ontology annotation, biological process: protein phosphorylation. Gene Ontology annotation, molecular function: protein kinase activity; ATP binding; protein binding. NCBI's taxonomy places the organism in Eukaryota, Viridiplantae, Streptophyta, Magnoliopsida, Solanales, Solanaceae. The coding region runs from base 29 to 3571 and encodes 1180 amino acids. The record is from RefSeq and is a predicted model, not a curated record.
UUUCUAAAGUUUUAAUUUCUAUAAUAUAAUGGAGAAAGUCUUCACAUAUUUUUACUUAAUAGCACUCAUGUUGCUUUACUUGGGUGUGGCUAGUUUAGCCAUGACUCAAACCAACAUUACAACUGAUCAAUCCGCUCUUCUUUCCUUGAAAUUCCAAAUCAUUUCGGAUCCCUUUCACUUGUUGGAUGAAAGUUGGUCUCCAGCUAUUUCUGUUUGUCAUUGGGUUGGAGUCACUUGUGGUUCUCACCACAAAAGAGUGACGUCAUUGAAUAUUUCCAACUUGGAUCUUAUAGGCAAAAUUCCUUCUGAUUUUGGGAAUCUCACAUCACUUGUUUCUCUUGACUUGAGUAGCAAUAAUUUCUACGGAAAAUUGCCUCAAGAAAUGGCACAUCUUCAUAGGUUAAGGUUUGUUGAACUUAGUUUUAACAACUUUAGCGGAGAGGUUCCUUCCUGGUUCGGGGUCUUACACCAACUUCAAGUUCUGACUCUAAGGAAUAACAGUUUCAAUGGUCCCAUCACCCUCUCUUUAUUUUCUAAUAUUUCCACACUUCAAACUUUGGAUUUGACAUACAAUUCCUUAGAGGGCCAAAUACCAAAAGAAAAAGGAAAUCUUGAAAACCUGAGGGUUUUAAGAUUAUCUGGCAACAAGUUUAUAGGUUCUAUCCCUCCGUCUCUCUCGAAUGCCUCAAUGUUGAUGACAUUAGAACUAUCUCACAAUUUCCUUGGAGGAAACAUUCCAGAAGAGAUUGGAAAACUUCAAAACCUAAAACUUUUGUCAAUAGAAUCCAAUCAACUUACAGGUUCUAUACCAUUCUCGAUCUUCAACAUUUCUGGAAUUGAGAUCAUUGCAUUUACAAAUAAUACCUUAUCAGGAAAUCUUCCUUAUGAUAUGUGUAAUUGUCUUCCAAUGCUCGAAAUGCUCUAUCUAAGUGACAACAAGCUAUAUGGUCAUAUGCCUGUAAGCUUGCCAAAUUGUUCGAACCUUCAAAUAUUGUCUUUAUCUAAUAACAAGUUUGACGGACCCAUACAUAGUGAAAUCGGGAUUCUUAAUAAUUUGGUGAUUUUAGCACUGGAUACUAACCAUAUUUCUGGUCAUUUCCCAAUCUCCACAUUCAAUAUCUCCUCAUUACAGGUUUUGGUACUGAAUCACAACAAUCUGAUUGGAUCCUUGCCAAGGGAGGUUAGCAAUUUGACAGAAUUGCAAAUUCUAGAUCUUGCCGAUAAUAAUCUUACAGGUGAGAUACCGAAAAAGUUUAGCAAUCACAUUGAGCGGUUUGAUCUUAGUUUCAACAAGUUUACUGGUUCACUACCAAUGGAGAUUUUCAACAUAUCGGGUAUGAGAGAGAUUCAAGUUAUUUUCAAUAAUGUGACAGGAACUCUCCCAUUAAACAUAGGUUCAACGUUACCCAACAUUGAAGUUAUUCAUCUGGGCAACUUAAAUCUUUAUGGGACUAUACCUCAUUCUCUCUCCAAUUGUUCCAAACUCACUAGUCUAGACCUUUCCCUCAAUAGACUAACCGGUAUGAUUCCCAACUCUCUCGGAAGUUUGACUCAUCUACAGUCCCUAAGCUUGGCAAUAAACAAUUUAAUGGGCGAUAGUAGGUUAAGCUUCUUGACUUCCUUGUCAAAUUGUAGAGAUUUAAAAAUUCUUUUCCUCUCUUCGAACCCUCUAUAUGGUGUGCUUCCAGAAUCCAUAGGGAACCUUUCCAGUACUUCUCUUCUAAGGUUUAGAGCUAUUGAUUGCAAAAUUAAGGGGGAAAUUCCAAAAGGAAUUGGGAACUUAAGCAGCUUAUUAGAGCUCGAUCUUUCUAGAAACGGUUUCACUGGACCAAUUCCCACAACAAUCAGCAACUUGAGAUCCCUUCAGAGCUUGAAGUUGAGUGUCAACAAACUUUCUGGAUAUAUUGGAGAUGAUCUAUGCAAAUUACAGAACUUGGGUUAUUUAAACUUGACUCUGAAUCAACUUUCAGGAUCUCUUCCGAAUUGUUUGGGAAACUUAACUUCCCUUCGGGAGAUGAUUCUAGGUUCCAACAAAUUGCGUUCAAUCAUUCCAAAAAGCUUAGGAAACCUCAUAAACCUCUUGAAGCUAGACUUAUCCUCAAACAACUUGGGUGGCUCUAUACCUCUGGAAAUUGGAAAUCUAAAGGCUGCGAUAUAUAUGGAUCUAUCAAUAAAUACACUCUCAAAUAGAAUUCCUAAAGAAAUUGGUAGCUUGCAAAAUCUUAUAUACCUUUCUUUGAGAGACAACAAAUUGCAAGGAUCAAUUCCUGGCUCGAUGAGCAGCAUUUCAGCUUUGGAAUUUCUAGACCUUUCUCAUAACAAUGUUUCAGGAUUGAUUCCCAAGUCUUUGGAGAAGCUUCUAUAUCUCAAGUAUUUCAACAUCUCAUUCAACAAGUUGAUUGGUGAAAUCCCCUCGAAUGGUCCUUUCGAGAACCUCUCCGGUGAGUCUUUCAUGUCUAAUGAAGCAUUGUGUGGAUCUCCAAGAUUUUGUGUUCCCCCAUGCCACAGUAGCACAUCAAAGCAUAAAUCCAAGAGGAAAAAAGUGAUUGUUCUUGUUCUACCGGGUGCACUUGUAUUAGUCUCCAUCGCCUUUGCCCUUUUAUGGAUAAGGAAUACAAGAGGUAAAAGAACCGAUCCUCAGCAAGCAGUUGAUUCAUCCUUUGUCGUCUCAACAAAAGGAAGAAUUUCAUACUAUGAACUGCUUCGAGCAACUGAUUCACUCAGUGAGAUCAAUUUAAUUGGUUCUGGGAGUUUCGGCUCUGUUUACAAAGGCAUCCUUGGAGAUGGGACUUUCAUUGCAGCUAAAGUGUUCAACCCACAAUUGCAAGUGGCAUUUAGGAGUUUUGAUACAGAAUGUCAAGUUUUGCGCAACCUUCGUCAUAGGAAUCUCACCAAAGUCAUCACCAGUUGUUCCAACCUUGAAUUUAAGGCUUUAAUACUCGAGUACAUGCCCAAUGGGAGCCUCGAUAAGUGGUUGUAUUCACACAACUACUUCUUAGACAUCAAUCAUAGGCUAAGUAUAAUGAUAGAUGUAGCAUGUGCAUUGGAAUAUCUCCAUCAUGGUUGCCCAUUGCCCGUGAUUCAUUGUGAUUUGAAGCCUAGUAACGUCUUGUUGGAUGAGGACAUGGUUGCCCACCUAAGUGACUUUGGAAUUUCAAAGCUGCUUUCUGAAGAUGAGAGUUCUUUAUACACUAAAACAUUAGCAACGUUUGGUUAUAUUGCACCAGAGUAUGGACUGGAGGGAUUGUUGUCAAUAAAAUGUGAUGUUUAUAGUUACGGGAUCAUGUUGAUGGAAACAUUUACUAGGAAAAAUCCUAAUGAUGAAAUGUUCGAUGGAGAUUUUAGUUUGAAACAAUGGGUGAGAAAUUCACUCCCACAAGCAGCAAUGGAAAUUGUCGAUGCCAACUUAAUAUCGCCACAUGAUAAUCACUUAAUGAAAAAGCUAGAUUGUGUGGUAUCCAUCAUGAAAGUGGCAAUAGAUUGUUGUGUUGAAUCUCCUAAAGGAAGGAUUGACAUGAAAGACGUUGUGGGAAGGUUAAAGAUGAUCAAGAUUCAACUUCUUGCGUGUUGAGGAAGAUCUUAUUAGAAACUUUUCUUCCAAAUCAUCUCAUGUGUAACAAACAUUUGCAAUAAUAGUUAGCUUCAAAUAAGUUAUAGCGUUAUGUCUUUCAUAACAUAGAGAAUUGAUGGGCAUGUAUACCUCUUUGGUCUUGAAUUUGUACAGUGGUUUUGGCCUAAUACCUUUACUUUUUUCCAUCUUUUUAACUUUAACAAUGUAAAUAGAACUCUCAAUAUUGAAUAA